AAUAGGUUUUAUUCUGAACGAGAACAAAGGAAACAGUAUGUUUAUUUCAUUUGCUUAAUUGUGCUUCCGACCUCAGCAACUAUCAAAAUCCAGACAUGGAGUCACAGGUGGUGACCAACCCAGAAGAGAUCGCUAGGCUCUACAGACAGCUCAGCCUCUUCCCCUCACUAAACAGAGCAGACGUGGGACCUGUUAUUACAUCUCAGUAUGGAGGCAAAUACAGCAACAUCUACACAGAAUGGAGCCAGCGUGAUCUGGAGAGGAAUGAAAAUGUCAAGUUUUGUAAGCAGUACAUUGUGUUCCACGAUGACAAGUCAGUGGUCUUUUCAGCACCAUCCGGGAACUGCACAGAGGUUCAAGGAGUGUUGCUAAGUAAAGACGCCCCUUCUGGAGAAAUGAAAGCUGUUGUAAGAAAAAGCACUGUAAAGGGGGAGGAGAAUCAGUUUUUGGAGAUCUGGAGUAAAAACAUAAAAAUAAAAUGCAUCAAUCUCACAGCUCUAAAGAAGCAUGGAAAUGUUUAUGAAGAUGAGCAUUUUGGUUGCUUGGUCUGGUCCCAUUCUGAGACUCACCUCCUCUACGUGGCUGAGAAAAAGCGGCCCAAGUCAGAGUCUUUCUUUCAGACGGAGUCUUCAACAUUACCUUCUACUGUGGAUGAAGAUGAGACUUUGAGAUCCGAGAAAAAAGAAGCUGUCAAAGGAGAGCAGUUUGUCUUCCAUGAAGACUGGGGAGAGACGCUGGUUCAUAAAAGCAGCCCGGUGCUCUGUGUUUUGGACAUUGAGGGUAACAAUGUUUCGGUUUUGGAAGGAGUGCCUGAGAACAUCUCGCCAGGACAGGCAUUUUGGGCUCCAGGUGACACAGGUGUGGUGUUUGUCGGAUGGUCUCAUGAGCCUUUCAGGCUCGGACUCAAAUACUCUCCCAACAGGAGGUCAUCUUUGUUUUAUGUGGAUCUCACUGGGGGGAAAUGUGAACAAUUGUCAUCUGGAACGAGUGCAGUGUCUUCUCCGAGGCUGAGCCCCGACCAAUGCCGGAUUGUCUACCAAGAAAAUAGUCUCUACGGACCACACAUGCAGUGUAGCCAACUUUGUAUGUAUGAUUGGUAUACGAAGAAGACCUCAGUCGUGGUAGAUGUGGUGAAGAGACCAGGAGAUGAUGGCUUCACUGGCAUAUAUUGCACUCAGCUGCCUCCUAAAUGCUGGUCAGCUGAUAGUCAGCGAAUUAUUGUUGCUUGUCCUCAGCGCAGCCGCAAGGAGCUGCUGAUGGUGGAUAUAAACACAGGGAGUGUUACCUCUCUUACAUCAAUUAACUGUCUUGGUGAGAAACAUCUAGUAACUGACACUGACAAAGAAUCUGGCAUGGGGGCAUGGUGUCUACUGACUGUCGAAAGGGAUCUGAUAGUGGCAAGCUGCUCCUCUCCAAACUGCCCCCCAAGUCUGAGAGUGGGUUUCCUUCCAAGCAGGGAUUCUGAAGAAGAAGUUGUUUGGAUCACACUGGAGGAAUCUCAGACGUUGCCAGCAAUUGACUGGCAGAUCCUGUCAUUCACCCCUCCCACAGAACAAGACAACAGUCAAUACUCUGGCCUUGACUUUGAAGCAUUACUGAUUAAACCAAAGGAGUUAAAGGAUGGUGUGAAGCUGCCUCUUAUUGUGUUUCCUCACGGGGGUCCACAUUCUGUGAUUGUUGCUGACUGGCUUCUGUCUCCUGCUGUGCUGUGCAGGGUGGGUUUUGCUGUAUUAUUAGUGAACUACCGCGGAUCACUUGGCUUUGGCCAGGACAAUAUCCUCUCAUUGCCUGGCAAUGUUGGCACACAGGACGUCAAAGAUGUUCAAUUUGCUGUUGAAAGUGUUCUCAACGGUGAUGAGUUUGACAAGCAGAAGUUGGCAGUUUAUGGAGGUUCCCAUGGAGGUUUCCUGGCCUGUCAUCUAAUUGGCCAAUAUCCCGGUUACUACAAGGCUUGUGUGGCCCUCAACCCAGUUGUCAAUCUGGCCUCUAUGGUGUGCGGCACGGAUAUCCCUGACUGGUGCAUGUAUGAGGCUGGCUUUGAGUACCCUACAGAUAGUCUUUAUGAACCUGCUGUUUGGGAACAAAUGUUGAACAAGUCUCCAAUCAAACUUACGACACAUGUACAGACACCGGUCUUACUCAUACUCGGAGAAGAUGACAAGCGUGUGCCCCACAAGCAAGGAAUUGAAUAUUACAGGGCUUUGAAAGCAAAAGAAGUGCCUGUCCGUUUGCUGAUGUAUCCUGGGAACAACCACUCCUUGUCCAAUGUGGAUGCUGAGUCUGAUGGCUUCAUGAACACCGUUCUAUGGAUAAUAGAACACUUGUCUGAAUGAUGGUGCUAAUAUGAAAAGACUGGUAUAUUCACUCAAUCAAAAUAUAUAAUACUAACAGAGGUUCUUGUCUGCUUUUGGGAUCUUGUAAAAACAAAGCCAAUAAGUGCUCUGGGACCAGAACACAGCUUUUGACUCUAUCAAUUGUGAUUAAGUCUUCUACAAUGUGUAUGAUUAUUUUUAGUGUCUAAAUGUUACUAAAACUUGAAUAAAGCUUGUUUUAAAUAAUUAUCAUUGUUUUUAUUAAGGGAUUCCUAAUUUCCUGCUGUAAGAUCAAAUCCUUUGCAUUUUAGUAUUUGGAGUGAAACCAGCAGGUUUUAGUGUAAAACUCUCAGGCAUCUAAAGUGUUGGAUGUGUUAAGGCUUUAUUUAAAUAUCCAUUCAAUUCAAAAUCAGUAAAGGCAAUGUAUUAGGUAUUCUUUUUUUUUAUUUUGAAUGUCACCUCUGAUCAAGCUUUUAGCGAUCAUCAUCAUUUAAAUAUACUAGGUCGAAUGUGUUUUGAGAACAACCGUCUCUUUUUGUCCCAAGUAUAACAAUAGGUGCCUUCAAGGGAACCUCCAAUAA
Molecule: messenger RNA, 2893 nt
Organism: Corythoichthys intestinalis (scribbled pipefish)
Lineage: Eukaryota; Metazoa; Chordata; Actinopteri; Syngnathiformes; Syngnathidae
Gene: apeh1
Product: acylaminoacyl-peptide hydrolase
Exons: 24
Coding region: 96-2333 (745 amino acids)
Biological process (GO): proteolysis
Molecular function (GO): serine-type endopeptidase activity
Source: RefSeq, a predicted model, not a curated record